This is a messenger RNA of Polypterus senegalus (gray bichir), 4394 nucleotides long. It is a transcript of the gene mllt11, whose product is annotated as MLLT11 transcription factor 7 cofactor. NCBI's taxonomy places the organism in Eukaryota, Metazoa, Chordata, Cladistia, Polypteriformes, Polypteridae. The record is from RefSeq and is a predicted model, not a curated record. The coding region runs from base 143 to 400 and encodes 85 amino acids. The transcript has 2 exons. Gene Ontology annotation, cellular component: cytosol; nucleoplasm. Gene Ontology annotation, biological process: positive regulation of release of cytochrome c from mitochondria; positive regulation of DNA-templated transcription; positive regulation of mitochondrial depolarization.
UGAUAGGGCUGAGACACACUGCGGAGAGCAAGUGCGGGUUGAGCGCAGGGCAUCAGCUGCAUUCCCGUUAUAACAGGAGGCGUUUGGAAACCCCAGCUUGUGCGAACAAGUGCCAACACCGAGGGCUCCACAACGAGCAAAAAUGCUGGACACACUGAGCAACCAAUAUGAUUCAUUUUUGUUCUGGAGGCAGCCUAUUCCAGAGUUGGAUCUUGCAGAGCUGGAGAUCCUGGAACUUGGAGGUGGGAUGCCGAUGAAAACAGCUUCUAGCAACAAGAAAAAAGAGGCACAUCAUUUCAGAGACCAAGAGAAUGAGGAUUCCUUGGUGAAGUUUACUACUUUCAACUACUGGCGAGCUCCCAUAGCCAGCCUAAGUUCAUUAGACUUGGACUUGCUUUGAGAGUAACACUCAUAUCUAGAAAGAUCUCAUGAUGUGGCCAUCCUAAAGUAACUAUUUUUAAAUCGGGUUUUGAAUUUUUGAAGGUAAUGUUCUAGAUUAGAAGUGAUCUUGCCUGCUGCACAUCACAUACAAUUUUAAGCUGGAAUACAGCAGAAAAAGACAUUUUACAAUGUACCAUUUAAAUGAACUAGAUUUUAAAAAAUGUAUUUAUCUUAAUUUAUGAACAUUUUCUCUUGUUGUGUAAUGGGUUGUCCUUUUAAAGGUAAAGUUGAAAGUUUUAAAGUGUUGAACUGAUGGUUUUAGUAGUUUAGCCUUGAACAAUGAAGUGGUUAAUGAUGCCUUAAUGGCACAAUUUUAAACAGCAAUGUGUUCAGCUAUUUGGUUCCAUUCUGCUUCUCCCGGGUGAGCUUAAAAUUACAAAAAAAAAACUCCCAAAAAAAAACAUACAACAGAUUUUAACAUCUUUUGAGAAUUUCACAGGCAUUCUCAGACAAAUCAAGAGAUGUAACUCAUCCUCAGUCUGCCCUGGGAUGUUCUUUCUGUUGUCUGCAGAUAAUACAAUUACAGAGAAGGCACUUUAUGAGGUGACAUGAUGUAUCUUUACUAUAAGUGCUGAAUGCCUAACAUUAUACUCUUUAUUGUGUUUUUCUUGUCUGUGGUGCACAACUUUGCUUGACCAGAGCACAUAACUAUUCCUCAGUUUUUCACAGCCCUAUGAGAUGUUAUGUAUAAGUAGUAAAUCUCAGUUCUAUGCCCAGGCAUUUCAGAAUCUUUUUUCACAGAUGUCAUGUUACUGGUAUGCCUAUGAUGGGGAUAAAAACUGAAGCCCCCUAACUAAAAAUAUAAGGCUAGUUCAGCACCAUUGGAACAUCAGCUUUACAAGACUGGCUGCUAAAGUGAAUCAUAACAGACUGUAAAGAUUAAACUUAAAAAUUUUCAUAUGGGUAGUAAAUUGGUUCCAAUAACAUCACGUUAUAUUUAAGCAUACAUGACAGAUCAAAUAAAUGUAAAUUACAUCUGAAGUAGUCUUAGAGCAGAACCAAAUACAGUUAGCAUCCCUUGAAAUAUCCAAAAUGAGGAGGAAUCUUUGCUAAGCUUGUCCUGUUCUGAAGUCUAGGAAAGGUUAAAAGCAAACAUUUCAGUUUAAAACACAGCCCUUCUGUCUGAGCUGCAGGUGGUAUUCUGAGUUAUGAAAUAUUUGUUAUUUAUGAACUGCUAAACCUACUACAAUAUGCUUCAUUAUAAACAAAACAAAAACAAAAACUGGUUGUUCUGUGAAAAUCUAGAAGGUCGGAUAUCCUGGUGAAAAAGUUAGCUUUCCAGACAGGCCUCUCCUUUGAUUCUAGAUGUUUAAUCAUGUUAGGAAAGAUUACCUCAUUGUUUACGAUCCACUUGUGGAGCCAGUUAUAAGCAAACAGUGUGACUGAAAUUAUUUUGUGCUUAUUGCUGUAACACAUAAUAAUUAUGCAAAAUAAACCCAAGGACUACUUUGGGUUUUUGUUUGUACUGUUGUAACGGUCCUCCAGACAGGGUUUAAUCCUUUGCAGAUGUGGUUAAAAUGAGUAAUACAUUUUGUAGCUCAUAGGGUCAGGUUCCAAUAUCCCUCCACUCAAUUCUCUUCAUUUAGUUAAUGAUAUAUUGGCAUCCAUUAUUUUGUUAUGCAUACUAGACAGGGGAGAGUUACAGAACUGUGUCUUUUACAGUUCCAUGCAUUUGUCUCAUAGAGACUAUGGACACUUGAGGGUCAUGCUGAAGCUUCUUCUGAAUGGUAUGACAAUUUUGAUUACUGUUCACAACAUGAUCCAUUUGAAGGGAGGAAAAUGGCUGUACUUUAACAGACAAAAUGCCUUUUUUCAAUUUCUGACUCUAAUUAAUAUAUUAAGAGCAUUUUGCUAGAUGCAACUUGUGGUCUUUUGAAGAGAUAUGUAUAAAAUAUAUCUGAUAUAAAAGCUUUUUGACCCACCUACUGUAGGCACCAGGAUCACUAAGGUCCUGAAGCCUAUCCUAGCAGUAAUAAGCAAAAUAGAAAAAAAAUAUCCUAAAUGGAUGCCAGUUCUCAGGAGGGUCUACACAUGUUGGACAAAAUAGGCAAAUUAUUUGGACAGCAUAAGAAGAAUGGAAUACAUUUGAACACAAGCAGAAAACAUUAAAGUUCCACACAAAAUUCUUUGCAAGUGUUUAACGGAGGUCAAAGUGCUGUACUAAUAUGUUCUCGUGGAACCCACUGAUACUUUUUUGAAGCAGAAAGCUAAAAUGUAGAAAGCCUAAAUUAGAAAUUGAGGCUCCAGGCCAUAUUUAUGUGACUUGCAAAGUUGUAUAGUUAUAGGAUGAUGUAAUAUUUGAAGUGUUGUCCCAUCAUAUAAAGACAGUAUUCAAGACACUUAAUUUUGUUUUUAUGUUCUCAGUAGACUCAAAAAGAAAUGUUUUGUAAUACACAGACUACAAUUCUGGGUAGCUUGUAUAAUUACCACUGGACAUAUUCCUCUGCUAAAGCAAACUGUGAUCAGUAGAAUAGGGAGAAGAUAAAGAAUACAUAUAUUUGAAAGCACUGAUUUGAAUGCUUGUCCACAAAUAUAAUAAUUUUGCGCCCUUUAUAGAUCAGGAGAUGAAUAAAAUAUAAUGCCCUCCAGCCAUCCAUUUGUUGAGCCUGGUUUUGCCAUUUACAUGCUGUGUGGUCCUGGAUUCUGUUCCAGUGCCACUUAGCCCAACAUGGCAAGCAGUGCAUCUCAGGACAUGAGCACUAGUUUGUCCAGUUGUACACUCUCUCAAGGCUAUCUCAGAGCUUACAGUUUACUUAAUAAGCAAAUCUUUGUGAUAUUGCAUCAAUCAUGAAGUACCUCUAGAAAACCUAGAGUCAUUGGUAGAAUGUACAGACUCCACACAAACAGUGACAAAGCCAAAGAACUAUGAGGCAGAAGUGCUAAACACUACUCUUCUCUGCUGUCUAUCAGAAUUAGUAUUUUUUUUCUCCAAUUGUAGCCUCCAUUCUGAUAUACUCUGUCAAAAGAGAAUAUUUGAUUGGUUUUGAAAAAUGUGUGAAAAUUAUGUAUAAAAAUGAUUUUGGGUCAGUAGGAAGAACAAUGGGAGAAAUUCAGUAGGUAAACAAUUCAGCUGUACCUGACCACCUAACCAUAAAUGACCACACUUUGUUGACAGAUGGCAGUCCAUCAAUAAAUCUGUGACAUGCCUUAGGUUGAGUGGACAGCUUAUUGAUUAUGAAAUAAACUUUGCCGUUCUAUGAACACCUGCACAUUGGAUUAAGCAAACACAAAAAUAGCACACUUGUGGAUUUGCUCAUUUUAUUUAUUGCACUUCAGGCUGUGCAUUUGUAAGGGACUCUAAGCUAAGGAUGUAUUUUUUUUAUUUUUUUGCUUUGUCAGAAUAAUUAUGCAUUAUAGUAUUUUCAAAGCACUUCUUUUGGUUUGAGUAAACAGUGUAGUGGGGUGGAAAUGUUCUCCAAUAAAUAAUGCGUGUAGAAUAAAAUAUGACAUAUUGCAUCUGAGAGAUGAUCUCUGCAGAUCACUUUGCUCAUGAGUCAUGAAACACUGUCAUUAUUAUUAUUAUUAUUUUUUACUUUCGGGUAAUAUUUUGAGCCAGCUAACUGAUAACAUAACUUACUGCCAUGGCUUUUUUCCGUCAGACUUUUUUUUUUCUAAUUAUGAGUCAAAAACUGGGUCAUUUUGCCUGUUUCAAAUCUAUCACUGUAUUAGGUCUCAUUACUGACUGUUUGUGCACAGCUCUGACACUGCAGUGCUUUGCUACAAGUUUUCUUCUGGAUUCGUGUUUACUAAAAGUGUACCUCAUGUGCUUUACUAUAUAUAAAAUGUCUCUACUGCUGAUAGCCAUUAACUGUGUAAUUAAUGUGAAUACAGGUUUGUCCCAAAUCAACAUUCUGGAUAACCUGUGAGAGUACUAAACAUGUUAAAUCCAAUUUGUAUUGCAUGGAUCAAAAGCCUUAAAACUGUUAAAUAAAUGAAACAAUGCUUCAAAGCCU